Messenger RNA from Pollicipes pollicipes, 2145 nucleotides. RefSeq names its product glutamate dehydrogenase, mitochondrial (gene Gdh). Lineage: Eukaryota; Metazoa; Arthropoda; Thecostraca; Pollicipedomorpha; Pollicipedidae. Gene Ontology annotation, biological process: L-glutamate catabolic process. The coding region runs from base 89 to 1711 and encodes 540 amino acids. Gene Ontology annotation, cellular component: mitochondrion. The record is from RefSeq and is a predicted model, not a curated record. Gene Ontology annotation, molecular function: L-glutamate dehydrogenase (NAD+) activity. The transcript is spliced from 15 exons.
GACGUCAAGCCGCCGCCUCUCUUCACUGGUCGAGCGCGUGGUGGCAGUGUCUGGGUUUUAGUGGGUUGUACUCUUCAAGCCCAUUCAGAUGCUGCGUGUGCUGGGCAAGGCAGCGGGCCGCCUGCUGGCCGGCGAGGCGUCGGCCAGCGGCCAGACGGCCCGGGCCAUCGGCACCUACGUCAUCCCCGACCAUCUGGCGACGAUCCCGGAGCAGGAGGACCCCGAGUUCUUCGAGAUGGUGGAGUACUUCUUCCACCGCGGCUGCCAGCUGGUGGAGCCGCAUCUCGUCGACACGAUGAAGUCGCGCGUCUCGCGGGAUGACAAGGCGCUCAAGGUGCGCGGCAUCCUGCAGAUGAUGGAGCCGUGCCAUCACGUCAUCGAGAUCUGCUUCCCGCUGAAGAAGGACGACGGCAGCUUCGAGAUGAUCACCGGCUAUCGGUCGCAGCACUCGCAGCACCGCGUGCCCACCAAGGGAGGUAUCCGGUACUCGAUGGACGUGUGCACAGACGAGGUCAAGGCGCUCUCGGCCCUGAUGACCUUCAAGUGCGCCUGCGUGGAUGUGCCGUUCGGCGGAGCGAAGGCCGGUAUCCGCAUCGACCCGUUCAAGUACUCCGAGCACGAGCUGGAGAAGAUCACGCGUCGCUUCACCCUGGAGCUGGCCAAGAAGGGCUUCAUCGGGCCCGGCAUCGACGUGCCCGCGCCGGACAUGGGCACCGGCGAGCGCGAGAUGGCCUGGAUCGCCGACACCUACCAAAAGACGAUCGGUCAUCUGGACAUCAACGCGCACGCCUGCGUCACCGGCAAACCGAUCAACCAGGGCGGUAUCCACGGACGCGUGUCGGCCACAGGCCGCGGCGUGUUCCACGGACUGGAGAACUUCAUCAUGGAGGCCAACUACAUGUCGAUGAUCGGCCACACCCCCGGCUGGGGCGGCAAGACCUUCAUCAUCCAGGGCUUCGGUAACGUGGGCCUGCACACCAUGCGGUACCUGCACCGCGCCGGCGCCGUCUGCGUCGGCAUCAAGGAGGUCGACGGCUCCAUCUACAACGCGGACGGCAUGGACCCCAAGGAGCUGGAGGACUGGAAGCUGGAGCACGGCACCAUCAAGAACUUCCCCGGCGCCAAGCCGUACGAGGGCGAGGACCUGCUGUUCGAGAAGUGUGACAUCCUGGUGCCGGCCGCCAUCGAGAAGGCCAUCAAUCGCGCCAAUGCGCACAAGAUCCAGGCCAAGAUCAUCGGCGAGGCUGCCAACGGUCCGAUCACGCCAGCAGCGGACAAGAUCCUGCAGGAGAACGGCGUGCUGGUCAUCCCCGACCUGUACCUGAACGCCGGCGGUGUGACCGUGUCCUACUUCGAGUGGCUGAAGAACCUGAACCACGUCAGCUACGGCCGGCUGACGUUCAAGUACGAGAAGGACUCGAACCAUCACCUGCUCGAGUCUGUCCAGGAGUCGCUGGAGCGGCGGUUCGGCCGCGUCGGAGGCAAGAUCCCCAUCACGCCUUCAAACAGCUUCCAGAAGAGGAUCGCCGGCGCGUCCGAGAAGGACAUCGUUCACUCGGGUCUGGACUACACCAUGGAGCGCUCGGCUAGGGCCAUCAUGAGCACGGCCUCCAAGUAUAACCUGGGCCUGGACCUGCGCACCGCUGCCUACAUCAACUCCAUUCAGAAGAUCUUCACCACGUACGCCGAGGCGGGCUUCACCUUCACGUAAUGGCCUCCGCCGCCGCUCGCUUGUGUGCUAGGCGGUCGUGCACCUGUCUCGCCAGGUCGCUCCUAGUCUAGGAUAUGUGGUGGUCUUGUCUCGAUUUUAGACUCGUGUCUCACGGAGUUCGUGCCGGGUGGCGGCCGCGGGCAGGACGCGACGAAACGUUGCCAUGGCGACCGGACCCGAAACGCGUCCGAUGUUCCUUCUGAUUUUUUGUUUGUCGGGGCGUCGCCCCGGGUCGCCAGCCAAGAAUAAUGUUUCCCGGCCUGCGCGGUCUAUAAAUCUGUUUUAUAUCUGCGUGCUGGGUGUGGUGCCGGCGCCCGAGCCUGUCGGCCGCGCCUUCUGACUGCAGCGAGAUCACGUCCACCGCUUGCUGCCGCCUCUAUCAUUACUUACUGUGACUUGUCUGUAUGGAUUACGGAAAUAUAACCGCACGGGUA